CGGUGUUACUUCGGUGCUUAACGAUCCGAAACAAAACCACCUAUAAAUCAGUCCGCCUGUCGUUCGUUCUAGUUAUCAACUCGAAAGCAGCUUAUCGAUUUGACAUUUUGACAAUUGACAAUUCGGAUACGAAAGUUUAUUUGGGAAGUCACAUUUUUUGAAAAAUAAUUGAAUACACUGGAUUUUGUAACAAUGGAUGAUUCUGAUUUAAUGCACGGUAAUAACGACUAUGGCUACUCUCAAAGUCAUCUUGGUGAAAGUGUUGAUGGAACUAGACGUAGAAGCUCCAAUAGAUCGAUCAAACGUAGAAAAUUUGACGAUGAAUUAGUAGAAUACAGUCUUGGAAUGCCAGGAAUGUCCAACUUCAAGAGCGGCAGAUCUCGAACACAUUCUUCUCACUCAGAGUUUUCAGUUGCAUCCCCUUCCACUCCCCCAGUAAUUUUACAGCCAUCAACGUCGCAGUCCUAUGCCGAUUCGAAACGCAGACAUCUCUCCAAAAGCCUUCCAGGAACUUCGAAGAGAGGAAGGAAGAGCGGUAGACAAGGAGGGCAGCUAGCUCCAAAAGAUUUAGGAAGGUGGAAGCCCAUUGAUGAUCUCGCUCUCAUUAUCGGAGUGCAGCAAACCAAUGACUUACGAACUGUUCAUUUGGGAACAAAGUUUUCUUGCAAGUUCACUGUUUCGGAACUACAGCAGAGAUGGUAUGCCCUCCUGUAUGAUCAGGCCGUUUCCAGGGUUGCGGUAUCUGCUAUGAGGAACCUCCAUCCCGAUAUGAUUGCAGCCGUCCAAGAUAGGGCUUUGUGGAGCCAACAGGAAGAAGCUUUGUUAAGUACCGUCAAAGCUAACACAAAUCCUCCUCCGACAACAGAUACAUUCGCAGAGAUGCUUUCACAGCACCCAGAUAUUUUUUACACAGGCCGCACUGCAACUUCAUUGUUUCGCCACUGGCAAAGCCUGAAAUUGUAUAAUCUACUUCCCGACCAAUCUCUGGGACCUACCUCAGCCACAGGUCGGCCUAUCCUGACAUUUAAUGACGCAGAAGAAUACAUUCAGGAUAUAGAUCUGAAUGAACCGCCUGAUGAAGCUCUGGACAAGGAGUUGAAGCUGCAGCAGAGGCGUAACGUGAAGGAAAUUAGGCAUCUCGAAAAUGAAAUAGGGCGUUGGAAUGUUUUAGUCGACAGUGUUACAGGAAUAUCUCCUGGAGAACUGGACGGUCAAACGCUAGCAGUUUUGAGGGGAAGGAUGGUGAGAUACUUGAUGCGUAGUAGGGAGAUCAGUAUUGGAAGAUCUGGAAAGGGUCAUUUGGUGGAUAUAGAUUUGGCCCUGGAAGGUCCUGCUCAUAAAAUUUCUAGACGACAAGCUACAUUAAGAUUGAGAAAUACUGGCGAGUUUUACCUUUCCUCAGAAGGAAAGCGACCAAUUUUUGUAGAUGGUCGUCCAAUAACUGCUGGAAAUAAAGUACGUUUGUAUGAUAAUACUGUGGUGGAGAUAGCAUGCCUAAGAUUCAUUUUUUCUGUGAACCAUGAUCUAAUUAGAGCAAUCCAUAAUGAAUCAGUAAGAUACAACUUGCCGCCAUGAAGUCUGUGAGCUGAAAUUUAUAGUGUAUUUGAAUUAGAUUAAUUUUGUACAAGUUUCAUAAUUACGGUUCAACCUUUUAUUGUUUGUAGUUGAUUACACAAGUUUUCAUAGUU
Molecule: messenger RNA, 1688 nt
Organism: Leptinotarsa decemlineata (Colorado potato beetle)
Lineage: Eukaryota; Metazoa; Arthropoda; Insecta; Coleoptera; Chrysomelidae
Gene: Rcd5
Product: microspherule protein Rcd5
Biological process (GO): positive regulation of transcription by RNA polymerase II
Cellular component (GO): NSL complex; MLL1 complex; Ino80 complex
Molecular function (GO): protein binding; G-quadruplex RNA binding
Source: RefSeq, a predicted model, not a curated record